Messenger RNA from Triticum aestivum (bread wheat), 1830 nucleotides. RefSeq names its product protein DETOXIFICATION 14. Gene Ontology annotation, biological process: xenobiotic detoxification by transmembrane export across the plasma membrane. The transcript is spliced from 7 exons. Bases 176 to 1627 code for a protein of 483 amino acids. Gene Ontology annotation, cellular component: membrane. Lineage: Eukaryota; Viridiplantae; Streptophyta; Magnoliopsida; Poales; Poaceae. Gene Ontology annotation, molecular function: antiporter activity; xenobiotic transmembrane transporter activity. The record is from RefSeq and is a predicted model, not a curated record.
GACUCGUCGCAGUGCCGAGGCAGCGGUCCAGAGCAAACACAUUACUAAUACCCACGCAGCGCGCGCGGUCCAGUAAUAACUCAGCAGGAGGGCCAGGCCGCGACCACGGGCACACAGCGCUCCGACCGCCUCCCGAGCUCGUUCGAUCAUCCACCUCGAGUGCACCCCGCGCGCGAUGGCGGAGGCGCCUCUGCUGCCGCGGAAGGACCAGGAGGACGCCGCCGAGGAGGGGCCGGGGCGCUGGCGGAGCGAGGCCGGGAAGCUGGCGUACCUGGCGCUGCCGAUGGUGGCGGUGAGCUUGUCGCAGUACGCGGUGCAGGUGUCCUCCAACAUGAUGGUCGGCCACCUCCCCGGCGUCCUCCCGCUCUCGUCCGCCGCCAUCGCCACCUCCCUCGCCUCCGUCACCGGCUUCAGCCUCCUCAUCGGCAUGGCGAGCGCACUGGAAACGCUCUGCGGCCAGGCCUACGGCGCAAGGCAGUACCACACUCUGGGGCUCCACACGUACCGAGCCAUCGUCACCCUCCUGGUGGUGUGCGUCCCGCUCUCGCUCCUGUGGGCGUUCAUGGGCAAGAUCCUGGUGCUGAUCGGGCAGGACCCCCUGAUCGCGGACGGGGCCGGGCGGUACAUCGUGUGGCUCAUCCCGGGGCUCUUCGCCAACGCGGUGAUCCAGCCCAUCACCAAGUUCCUGCAGUCGCAGAGCCUCACCACGCCGCUGCUCCUGUCGUCCGUGGCCACGCUGGCGCUCCACGUCCCGCUCUGCUGGGUCAUGGUGUUCAGGACGGGGAUGGGGUACACUGGCGCCGCCCUGGCCAUCAGCGUCUCCUAUUGGCUCAACGUGGCCAUGCUCGUGGCGUACAUUGUGAUGUCGAGCUCCUGCAAGGAGACGCGCACGCCGCCGACCAUCAAGGCCUUCAGGGGGGUGGGCGUGUUCCUGCGCCUGGCUCUGCCCUCUGCGCUCAUGAUAUGCCUUGAGUGGUGGUCAUUUGAGCUACUUAUCCUCAUGUCGGGGCUUCUGCCCAACCCGGAGCUUCAAACCUCGGUGCUCUCAAUAUGCCUCACGAGCAUAACGUUGCUCUUUACUAUACCUUAUGGACUUGGAGCUGCUGGAAGCACGCGAGUAGCAAACGAAUUGGGUGUUGGGAACCCCGAAGGAGCUCGAUCGGCGGUCCGUGUCGUGAUGUCGGUAGCGGUGACAGAGGCGGUGAUCGUCAGUGGAGCUCUCUUGCUGUCACGGCGCCUCCUGGGCCGCGCUUACAGCAGCGAGGAGGAGGUCGCAUCCGCUGUCGCCGCCAUGGUUCCCCUCGUCUGCAUCACCGUGGUCACCGAUGGCCUUCAAGGGGUUCUCUCAGGCGUGGCUCGAGGAUGCGGAUGGCAGCACGUGGGCGCGUACGUCAACCUCGGCUCCUUCUACCUGCUCGGGAUCCCCAUGGCGAUGCUUCUGGGUUUUGUGCUCAAGAUGGGGGCAAAGGGGCUUUGGAUGGGCGUCGUCUGUGGAUCCAUCUCGCAGACCACGCUCCUCUCCGCCAUCACGUUUUUCACCAACUGGCAGAAGAUGGCUGACGAAGCUAGGGAGAGAUCGCUCAGUGAGAAGGCAAUGGAGUCUGAGUCGAGAUCUCUGCUGGAAUAGUUUUUCUGAGACUAUAACUGCUCGAAGAGUUACGCUGCAAUUUUGUAGGGGACACGCAUCCCAUCGCUGUGGUUUCUCUCUGAAGUGACAAUGUAAUUGUAGGGGAGGAAGAGGACGUAAACCACUCUUUUUCUCCCUCUUUACUUUUUUGGUGUCCGAGGCGAAAUGUUUGGUGAAGCUCGAUUUUGAAAUCCCCUAGUUCA